Xyrauchen texanus (razorback sucker) is the source of this 4307-nucleotide messenger RNA. RefSeq names its product eukaryotic translation initiation factor 2-alpha kinase 2 (gene eif2ak2). Gene Ontology annotation, molecular function: ATP binding; double-stranded RNA binding; protein kinase activity. Gene Ontology annotation, biological process: protein phosphorylation. NCBI's taxonomy places the organism in Eukaryota, Metazoa, Chordata, Actinopteri, Cypriniformes, Catostomidae. The transcript is spliced from 19 exons. Bases 140 to 2125 code for a protein of 661 amino acids. The record is from RefSeq and is a predicted model, not a curated record.
AUCCGGAAAUCGAAACUUAACCGAUCUGAAUGUAAGAAAAUGAAAGUAGUAUUCCGUGAUAUAAAAAGGAACAGCUUCUCACACUGUUACUUAGUUCAACUGUGUUUGAACUGUUUGCUGUUCGUUUUUUAAUUUUGCAAUGGAGAAUUAUAUUUCUUUGCUGAAUGAGUACCAACAGAAGAGCGGAUCCACUGUGAAAUACGUGGAAGGAUCCAAUGAAGGGCCAAGCCACCUUAAAACGUUCACUUGCAGGGUAAUUGUAAAUGGCACAAGUUAUCCUGAUGGCACUGGCAAAACCAAGAAGGAGGCAAAGCAAAAUGCUGCCAGGAAUGCACUCGCUGACAUGAAGGGAUCACACAAUAUAGAAUCUACAACAUCAUCUAAACCGGUUAAUUCCAACAACGUGACCAUAACUCAACGGAAUUUUAUUGGCUGGCUCAAUGAAUAUUCACAGAAGAGUAAGUUAGAAUUUAAGACCCGGGAGUCGACUAAAAUGGAUCCAGGAAGCACCACUCAAUUGUGUACUUAUGUUUGUAAGUACGUUUGCAAUGAUAAAGAAUUUCCUGAAGCGUUUGGCAAAACAAAGAAGGAGGCCAGAGAGGCAGCAGCUUACUGUGUUCAUAUAGAGUUAUGUCAAACACAAAAUACAGAGGUCAAUGAAAACUGCAACGGUACGGUGAGGUCAGAGGACGCGUCUGUGAGUGCAAAGGACAGUUUAAAUUCGAGUUUCUCGGAGGAUUCGCGGAGCACCACGCCGGACAACAACUACAUUGCAUGUCUCAAUGACUUCUGCCAGAAACAUAAACGAGUUUUGGAAUUUAAAUUAGUGAACAAAAGUGGCCCUCCGCACAACCCAGAGUUUGUUUAUAAAGUUAUUAUAAACGGAAAGGAAUACCCUGAAGCACAAGGAAGGAACUCAAGAGAGACAAGGCAUCUCGCAGCUCAGCACGCUUGGGCUGAAAUAAUGGAGUGUAGCUUCACCGCACAGAGUUCUGAAGAUGACACCUCUUCACGAUCCUCAGAGAUACUAAGUCAGUCUGAAGAGAAGAGCAGCACCAGUGAUAGUGUUGUCUUUAAAGACUCUUCCUGUCCCCCGAUGGCCAUAAGUCCCGUACGCUCAUUGGAUACGAAGGCCAAAAUAAAAUUAGCACCCAGUUUUCUGUCGCCCAACGGUUUGUCCAACAGUAAAGGGGAUGGUCCUAACAUGAAUGGGCACAACCCACCAAAGCCAUCUGCAGAACAAACUGCAAACCAGAUCAUGAAGUCAAGGUUUUUGGAAGACUUUGACACAAUAAGUCCAGUUGGCAAAGGUGGCUUCGGCCGUGUUUUCAGGGCAAGACGAAAGCUUGAGAACAAAUAUUUUGCUGUGAAGAUAGUGAAGAGCACAAAAAAAGCUUUACGUGAAGUUAGUGCAUUGGCAGAGCUUUAUCACCCGAAUAUCGUCCGUUACAACACCGCUUGGUUCGAGGACACAAUGUACAGACACGACUCUUCGGACAGCUACAGCAACUCAGAUUCUGGCAGUAGCACGGGAACAACGUUCCUCUACAUCCAGAUGGAGCUGUGUGAAGGAGACACUCUGCGUGUCUGGAUUGAUAAAAGGAAUAAUCCAAAUGAACAAUGUCCAGAGCGGAGACGAGACGCUGCACAUAUCAGCAAACAGAUCCUGCAGGCCGUGCAAUACAUCCACUCCAAAGGGUUAAUCCACAGAGACCUGAAGCCUGCCAAUAUCAUGUUUGGUAGUGAGGGUGGGGUAAAAGUGGGAGACUUUGGACUCGUGACAGCAGCAGAAAAUGACAACGAUGACCAACUGAUGGAACGGACUAAAAAGACAGGAACCCGUACUUACAUGAGUCCAGAACAGGUUACUCAAUGCUAUGACGUAAAGGUGGAUAUAUUUGCUCUCGGUCUCACCUACUUUGAACUCCUCUGGAAUCUUGUCACGAAGACUGAAAAGGACAAGAUUUGGGAUAAUAUAAAAAGUAGGAAAUUUCCAGCGCAGUUCUCAGAGAUGUUUGGCUUUGAGCACAAGCUCAUAGACAAAAUGUUGCGUCACAAUCCCGAAGACAGACCAGAUGCUACAGCGCUGAUCGAUGAACUGAAUCAACACUCCACGGUCCUGUAGAAGAACUGGAUGGGAACAUCUAUUAUUUAAGCCUUAAUUGAACUUUAUAUUUACAGUUUAUUAGAAAUACAGAAUAUAAAUGUGUUUCAUCGUGGGGAGCGCUAUAAUAUAUGAAUGAAACACAGACUUGCUGCUUGUGAACGGUAUUCCAAAUCAGUCCCUUACGAGGUUCCAUAAGAUGACUAAUGUAUGGGAAUACACUUUGGUGGUGGUGCGGGAAGGCCGGAUGCUUGCCCAAUCUCUAUCGCUAUUUCUGCAUGUCUACAACAUCUGCUGCAGCCAAGCGGGCUGGGAUUGUGCCGCGUUGCAGACAAAGUCGGUGGUGGGAAUACCCACGUUUGUUUCCCACUUCUGAGCUCAGCGCGUUCCAGUCAAUCACACGUCAUGUUUUAAUGGCAUGCACUUAAAUCUUCCGGAUGCUAGCCAGCUGGCUAUCAAGUAGCCAUUUAAUGACAAAACACAAGUUAGGUGAAAACGAAGGCAUUGAUUGACAUGCGAACAAUUCUUCUAUUAUAUUUGAUGUGCCCGUGUGACCGUGUGAUUGACCGGGAGGCAUUGAGGUCGGAAGUGGGACAUUUCAAUUCGGGUAUUCCCACCUCCGACUUCGUCUGGAACGUGGCAUUAGUUUUGGAUUUAGCUAUUUCAAAUGGACAUUCCGAGUCAGAAUUCCCGACGACCUUUGUUCUCUGGCUUUGUAAUAGUCACGUGGUCCAGACUGUUACAGUGACGUGUAUGUGGAAGGCAUUUAGCAGAGUAACUUUCACAUUUAAGACUGCUUUAAAGGUGGCAAAAGUGCAAUUUAGAAAUAUUUUAAUGACUGUGGGGGAUUCACCAUUUACUCACCCUCAUGUUUGAUUGUCCCUCUUCAUUGCAUUGCUUUUUAAUGAAAGUGUCAAAUAAAUAAAUGAUCUAUAAGAAAGAGCAGAAACAGGCUGUUAAUGGUGUACUGUACUGUGUGCUUCCUGUCUCUCUAAUCAUGUUAAAUGCAUGUGGAUGACACUGUUAAUCACUGUAAGGUUUUGCAUUAUGUUUCCAUUAAUAAUGUCUGUCACUAUUCUGGCACAAUAAUGAAUAUCAUGGAAAUUUUAAUCACGCUAGUUUUGGUAAAUGAAUCAUUCAACAUGAGAAUAUGUGGCUAUCAUUUUCAACAACAACAAUAAAUCUUUCUUUAAUGUUUGUAAAGUUUUUCAUUUGUCUAGGUUGUUUCUAAUUUGGUAUUUUUGGGAUGUUUUGUUGUAAGAAUGAAUUAAACAUGUAAUAAAUAAAACAAGUAUUCUUGCAAUUUUCACUCUUUUUACGUUACUUUUUAAACACAGUCAUUUUUGUUUACAGUUAUUCACUUUAACGAUUCUUUUACCAAUUGCAUUGUUUUAUAUGGAUGUGGCAGGGCGGAGGGCAGGGCCGGGUCGUGAUCCUACAUACCCGGUCCCAUAUUAGGCUAAUCAAGCCUCCAUGAGGGUUAAAGGCUGACUGCAGGGGGCCGUGCGAGAGAGAGAGAGAUAGUUUACGGACAUGUCCGCCAUGUGUGUGUUUGUGUCUUCUUUAAAGUUUCUCAUUAAACUAUUAUUUACAUCGUCAAGCCGGUUCUCGCCUCCUCCUUUCCAUUGAUCCUUUACACUGGUGCCGAAAUCUGGGAAGGAGGAAGGAUACGCCGUAGUAGAGUUCUCGCCACUACCGUCCACCCCAACGGAGCAGCUGCGGCCAUCUGCCGGGGGACGAGGAGCCCGGCCGCCUGGAAGAGGACGAUGGCCGCCGACCACGAGGGGAGAAGGGGCUCCUAACCGACUACUUGGAACAGUCAGGGCCGCUGCCAGGGGCGCAGGAGUCCCCUACCAGCCGCCGAAAUGCGGCGGGGUCUGAGACCACCGACCGCGAGCGGGGAGGGGCUCGCUGCCAACCGCCUGGAGCAGGAGAACUGCUGCCAGGGGCGGGGGUGACCCCUUCUGUUCCCCAAGAACGCUGCGGGACGUUCCGUCCGCUAGGGGCUGGAGGACUGCCUCCGAUCCGCCCGGAGAGGCGCGGCUGUUGUCCGAUAGAGGGUGGAGGAGUGGCCGAGGAACAAGCUAUGGCAUAUUGGAGAACUGGCGAGUAAGAGUUUUUUUUAUCUCUCUCUCCUCUCUCUCACUUUUACAGUGUUUUUUGGGGGGGUACUGCACUGUUACAAGAAGUACCCCCUCCCCCA